Molecule: messenger RNA, 4705 nt
Organism: Neoarius graeffei (lesser salmon catfish)
Lineage: Eukaryota; Metazoa; Chordata; Actinopteri; Siluriformes; Ariidae
Gene: ppm1aa
Product: protein phosphatase, Mg2+/Mn2+ dependent, 1Aa
Exons: 8
Coding region: 349-1497 (382 amino acids)
Biological process (GO): positive regulation of canonical NF-kappaB signal transduction; positive regulation of canonical Wnt signaling pathway; protein dephosphorylation
Cellular component (GO): cytosol; nucleus
Molecular function (GO): manganese ion binding; magnesium ion binding; protein serine/threonine phosphatase activity
Source: RefSeq, a predicted model, not a curated record
CGGGUCCUGCGACGUGAUGACGUCACUGCCCGACGCUGGCAGUUCGGCUGGUUGUACAUCCGGGUCCUGGCGCUGGCCGUUGUCGGGGUUGUUUACGCGCUGGAGGCCGGGGGCAGCGCAGGAGCACAUUUCGGUCAAAAAUACCCUUUAACAGCCGCUGAGGUUUGUGUUCCGGGCUGUGAGUGAAGUUGAAUGAUGCAGAAGCGGCUGAUAAGCGGCGGGCAGGUCCGCUCGGCCACUGACUGAACACUUUAAUUCAGCACCGAACCUGAGCGCCUCAGCCUGCUGCUGCUCCUCAGCAUCUCUCUGUUUCACCACUUCGGGUUUUCGGUGUGUGAGGUGUGAGAGAUGGGUGCAUUCCUGGACAAGCCGAAGAUGGAGAAGCAGAACGUUCAUGGCGAGGGGAACGGGCUGCGUUACGGCGUGAGCAGCAUGCAGGGCUGGCGUGUGGAGAUGGAGGACGCUCACACAGCUGUGAUCGGCCUCCCACAUGGACUCGAGCCCUGGUCCUUCUUCGCUGUGUACGAUGGCCAUGCCGGCUCUCAGGUCGCCCGCUACUGCUGCGAACACCUGCUUGAGCACAUCACCAGCAACCCCGACUUCCAGGGCGGCAGUGGAGGAGAGGAGGAGCCGAGCGUGGAGCGCGUCACAUCAGGGAUCAGAACCGGCUUCCUGCAGAUCGAUGAGCACAUGCGGGAGAUGUCGGAGCGGAACCGGAGCGGCUCGACGGCAGUGGGCGCCAUGAUCUCGCCACAUCGCAUCUUCUUGAUCAACUGCGGUGACUCUCGGGGGCUGCUGAGCCGCGCCGGCGCCGUGCACUUCUCCACGCAGGACCACAAACCCAGCAACCCGCUGGAGAAACAGCGCAUCCAGAACGCAGGAGGAUCCGUCAUGAUCCAGCGUGUGAACGGCUCUCUCGCCGUGUCCAGAGCUCUCGGAGAUUUCGACUACAAGUGUGUGAGUGGAAAAGGCCCCACGGAGCAGCUCGUUUCCCCCGAACCUGAGGUUUACGCCAUCGAACGCUGCGAAGCUGAGGACGAGUUCAUCGUUCUGGCCUGCGACGGGAUCUGGGACGUGAUGACCAACGAGGAGCUGUGUGACUUUGUACGCUCGCGACUGCAGGUCACUGACGACUUGGAGAGAGUGUGCAACGAGAUCGUUGAUACCUGUCUGUACAAGGGAAGCAGAGACAAUAUGAGCGUGGUGCUGGUGUGUUUUAGCGGCGCGCCGAAGGUUUCACCAGAGGCCGUGAAGAGAGAAGCAGAACUCGACAAAUACCUGGAGAGCCGAGUCGAGGAGAUCCUGAAGAAGCAGAAUGAUGACAGAGUCCCAGACCUUGUGAAUGUGAUGCGAACGCUGGCUUCAGAGAGCAUCCCAAACUUACCGCCUGGAGGAGAGCUGGCCAGCAAGCGAAGCAUCGUUGAAGCCGUAUAUAACAAACUCAACCCCUACAGGAAUGAGGACACAGACUCUGCAUCCGCUGAUGACGUGUGGUAGCAUUUUACAGCACACACACACACCCCUUCCCCACGCCUCUCCGGCUUCUCUCUCUCUCACUCUCACACACACACACAGAGGAACCGACAGGACGCCAGCCGAAGAGGAGGAAUGAGGGACUCAUCCCUUUACACUCAGCUACACUCACAAUGGGACAUUAUAUUCCUUUAUUUUUUAUUUUCCUGAUGUCUUUUUUUUUCGGGGGGGGGCUGUAAUUAAUUUGAUUCACAUUGUCAUGUGUGUUUGUAUAUUUGUUUUUGAAGUGCAAUUGUUUUUAAAAAAGAAAAAAAAGGAAGAAAAAAGCCUGUAUCAAAUGCAGCUUGUUAUUAAAUGUAUAAAAAGUCUUACUUUAACCUAAACCUUAUAAAAUUUAAAAAAAAAGAAAAUGUUUAUGCACUAUCUGCCUUGUCAUAGGAAAUGUCGACUCUCAGUAAGUUCCUGGUUCCUUGAGCUCUUGUUUUCCUUUCCGUUUCCAUCAGGCGUGUGCCGACGGUGCGCUUCAGCAUUGCGAUAUUUGAAGGAAAUAAGCCUGGCAGCGUCCGACACGCUUCUAAACUGUAUUGUAUGAUAAUAAUAAGUCAUUAUGGGAUAAAGCAGAACCGACGGUCCAGGACAGGACUCUGAGCCCGAGCUCUCUGAUUGGGCCUUGUUCUCGUGGGCGUUCCUGUGGGGAGUUGCCUGCUGGUUGCCAUGGUUUCUCUGGUAGUGUAACACGACUGCAGAAACGCAGCGAGCCACAGAACGGACACAAAACCGUGCGUUCGGCCACAAAUCAGACGUCUUCCUCCCAAAGAAAUAACACCAUGUACAGCUGGUUCAGGAGUUGUGAAUGUGCUGAACCUAAACACAUGGAUACUGUUUCUUCCACCCCAGCCAUCUUCUCCUCUUUACACUCAGCACCGAUGGGCUUUUGCAAAAUCCCCUGCGUUCAGCUAUAACAUUAGAAAACCACGUUGUUCUUCACACGGUGCUCUGAGCGUCUGGAUCUCAGACACGAUGCGUUCCCAGCUGGACAGAAACUAAAAUGAUGGCUGUGUUCACGUUCCUGUAAUUAAACGUGCUGCAGUAACAUGGUGGGAAUCUUCACUUUUUAAAAUGGUUCACGAGGGUCUCUUCCCUCCCUUUUCAUUUCUUUACGAUGGUUUGUGCCGGAGGACGGUCUGCUCCCCCGGUCUGCUGCCCCAGUCUGGUGUCGUCGCUCGUUUCCGUUCCCACAGCUGAGUCAUGCGCGAGUCAUUACCGGCCAUCACUGCUCUGAGUUUAAAGACACUAGGUCGGUUUGGUUGUUUCCGAGUCCUUUCCGAACACGACAGAUGCAUUUUAGGGAACAGAAACACUAUCUGCCUCUGCACCAUCCUCCUGUUCUCACCCUCCACGGCACCACGCUGCGUCCAUCAAAUAUCGCGGUGUACCACAUCACCGCUCAUUGGCACACGCUUGAUUUCAGACUUUUUUUUUUUUUCCCCUGCUCCUUUGAUGAAACGGGUAAACGAUAACAGGCUUACAGCGCAGAGAGCUUAUUCUCUUUUCUUUAACAGAUCCAUUUGUUUUCUUUGCUUGUUGUUGUUUUUUCCUUGAUCGGCACAUACGACACAUCGCUUCAGCGAGAGAGAGAGAGUUUUACAGUCCAGAUUUAACGUCUUUCUUUCUGAAUAAUUGUUCAUGUUUUUGAAGGGGGGAAAAAAAGAAAAUCAUCAACUCUUCCUUAGAACCAAGCUCGUGUGUGUGUGUGUAAAAUGCUGAAUUUUCCUCCAAAUCCACAGAACACUGUAUUGUUGGAGCUUUUUCCUCUAAGAAAAGUGUAAUUUUUUUUUUUUUGAAUUAUAAUUGUGUUGUAUUCCUGAGCUGUGUUCCAAUAUUUUCUUUUUAAUUGUGCCCUCGUUCACUUCCCCUUUACCCUGAUUACUGUGUAUUAAAACUAAUUACAAGAAACUCUAGUUCAGAUCCGAGGAGCUCCACACUGUUAAUGAGAUUACAGUUGUGAGGUGAUGCGUGUCGUACGGUACAUAAGCCACGCUUACAAUCUACGCACAACAGAGAAUUCAGGAAAACACAAACACACAAGCACAAACGUUAGGUUUUUUUUUUUUCUUGUUUGUUUAAACAGACUUUUGUCUUCAGGCUCCUUUCACUGAAUUGUUUCUGAUGUUAAUUAACAUGAAUAAUUAAUAAGGCGAGUUUUAAUACACAGUAAACCCACAGUGAUUUAGUCCAGGUGUUAAUGACUUGGUGUAUUAAAGCUGAUGUUCACAGAGGUUGCAAAGCCUUCAAGUCAAGCAUUCAGGCAUCGGAUACAAGUUUACUCUACACUAAAUUUAAAAAAAUAUAUAUAUAUAUUUUUUAAAUUUAGUGUAAAGAGGUCUUUAGAAGAAAGGUCGCCGUGUUCGACAGAGAACCAUUUAAGUGUUUUUGUUUAAUUGUUAGACUUGUUUUGUUGGCAUUAUGAAGAAAAAAAAAACUUUUAUUUGCUUUUUUUUUUAAACACACUGUAGUAGUGCAUUCUGGGUAAGUUGUGGUCAAGGAGUUGUAAGAAUUUGCACUGAUGGAAAGAAAAACACCAGGACGGGGCAGCGCAGAGGAUUUCAGGAUCUUGGGGAAGUGGAUGAGGCGACGAGGGUGUAUUUAUUUGUUUAAAAAAAAAAAGGGCAAGAAAAUUGGGACACAGCCCUGGAGCAUCUUAAGCCGACUGCAAGCUUACACACGUUACACUGUGUUCUUCAGCCAGUGUGUGUGUGUGUGUGUGUGUGUGGAUGCUUUUGCUUGUUUUUGCCAUGUUGUUCUUUCUGCCAUUUUUAUACUUUUUCAGAAGAGAACAAAACACCAAGCUUUUUUUUUUCCCCACUUUGCGUGUGCGUUCCUCAAGCUCUGGGAUGUUUGAUUUUUAUUUCCUUUUUAAAUCGGGAGCAUGUCUGAACACUGUUUGUUGCUAGGGUGUGAUUGCUUUAAAGGACUUUGACUCCCCCCCGGCAUAAUGCUGUAAAUGUUUCUGCAAAAAUGAAAUCAGAUUUUAGAAAGAACGUUACUUACUUUCUCUAUCUCUCUCUCACACACACACACACACACACACACACACACGUGUUCACUGUACUACAGCCCUGUUUACUUCUUUAAGACCUGGUGGCGAGUUUAGCGUGUGUGUGUGUGUGUGUGUGUGCGCCUCCCUCCUGCUGAGCCGAACCGCAAUAAUAAACCAGAUUCCUAAAAUAUA